GUGGCAAGCUGAGAGCCAAGUACAAUAUGGUCCAUGCCACGCGACAUAGGCGUUUUCUUUUUGAGCAGGACCCAGAUUGAGAUAUCCGACUUUGCAAGAUGGUGCCUCCGCUAAUCGCCCUGGAGGAGCACUUCCUCUCGACUGCUGUUCUCGAUGCGUUUGACGAUCAGUAUUCGGAGCAGUUCAAGGCCAUACCUGGAGUCAAGGAGAAGCUCACCGACAUCGAUGGCCUUCGGCUGGAUGAGAUGGAAAAAGGUGGCAUCACAUUUCAGGUCAUCUCACAUGCCUGCGCUCCUGGAGGCCCCAGUCCGGAGAUGUGCAGGGAAGGCAACGAUCAGCUGGCAGGCGCAGUGAGAAAACAUCCAAACCGGUUCGCGGGCUUUGCAGUACUGCCCGUGGGCAACCCAGAGGAGUCAGCAGUUGAGCUCGAGCGAUGUGUCAAGGACCUGGGCUUUCCUGGCGCCAUGAUUGACAAUCAUGUGAAUGGAAAGUACUUUGACGGCGACGAGUACGAUGUGAUGUGGCAAAAGGCAGAGGAGCUGGACGUGGCCAUCUAUCUGCAUCCUACGUGGCCUGCCGACAACAUGAUGCAUUCGUACACCGGAAACUUCUCAGAGGGCGCAAGCCGGAGUAUGGGCGCAUCUGGAUGGGGUUGGCACUCGGAAACGGGGCUGCACAUUCUCAGACUGUACGCUGCUGGGCUCUUCGACAAGUUUCCCAGACUCAAGAUCAUUAUUGGGCAUUUCGGUGAAAUGCUUCCGUUCAUGCUGCAACGUGUGUCGAAUCUCAGCAGCCGGUGGGGUGACCAGAAGCGGAAGCUGCUCCAGGUUUGGGACGAGAACAUCUGGAUCACGACAUCUGGAGUCUGGAGUCUAGAUCCGCUGAAGUGCAUCCUCGGAAAUACGAGAAUUGACCACGUCCUAUUCAGCGUGGACUAUCCGUUUGAGAAGAAUGAGAAUGGCCGCAAAUGGAUGCAGGAGCUGGAACAGAGUGGUUUGGUGAAUGGAGAGGAGCUCGAAAUGAUCGCCUACAAGAACUCUGCCAAACUGCUGAAGAUCGAGCUGCCGCAGGCGACCAAUGGGGCCAACGGCACGAACGGCAUCAAUGGGAUGAACGGCCACUGAUUGCACGGCGGGUUCCGCGAUGCUUCGCGCGUGCCGUCUUACCAGCGCGGCGCGGUGUGACGGACAGAGUCGGAUGCAUGGUGGCGAGGGGUACAGCAGAAUUUCAGCACACAAAGACUGUGGUAAUAGCAUCUGAUAUAGAUUGACGAUGAGACGAGUGACGAGUAAUGAAUAAUAUGAGGUUCUUGUUGGAUUCUUUGGCAACGAGACAGCUUGCAAAGAUAUAUGCC
Cercospora beticola is the source of this 1354-nucleotide messenger RNA. Its product is annotated as amidohydrolase family protein. NCBI's taxonomy places the organism in Eukaryota, Fungi, Ascomycota, Dothideomycetes, Mycosphaerellales, Mycosphaerellaceae. Gene Ontology annotation, biological process: secondary metabolic process. Gene Ontology annotation, cellular component: cytoplasm; cytosol. Gene Ontology annotation, molecular function: hydrolase activity; carboxy-lyase activity. The record is from RefSeq and is a predicted model, not a curated record.